Molecule: messenger RNA, 1427 nt
Organism: Paramacrobiotus metropolitanus
Lineage: Eukaryota; Metazoa; Tardigrada; Eutardigrada; Parachela; Macrobiotidae
Exons: 5
Coding region: 357-1307 (316 amino acids)
Cellular component (GO): mitochondrion
Molecular function (GO): glycine N-acyltransferase activity
Source: RefSeq, a predicted model, not a curated record
GAGUAUGAUCCGAUUGCACCGAGCAGCAGUCAUGAAAACAAAAAUAUAAUGUUCUUGUUUAUUUAGCACGCUGCACACAGUGUCGUAUGUAGUGUAUCUGUGUAAUUCGGUAUCAGAAAGGAUCGUGUAAUAUUUUGUUGUCCUAAAGUGUUUACAUUCUGUACCGUACAGACUGUACGGUGUUUAUGGGAAAGUGGCAAUUUUGUUUGGCUGUCUGGAUUCUGAACAAUUGAUGGGUGUGUGAAGAAGCACUUCCGGGGUGUGGGUGAAAAUUCCGAUUAAUUUGCGGUGGCGUCAUGGCUCGUUAAUUCGUGCCUGUUAUUAUUUACCCUGAUGAUUUUUUAUUAGCUAAAACCAUGGUGAAAAUCUUACGAACUGCAGAAGACUUGAAGGUGGUCUUGCAGGAUUUGCCUGCGUUUUAUCCCAAGUCGCAUCCUAUGGAAGUUUUGAUCAAUAAUGCUAUCGCCAAAACAUGCGAAUGGCCGGGUAUGGAGUUUAUUGUGGAUGAUUAUCCCCAGUGGAACGUCUGCUUGUACCGACCAAUUAAGAAUUCUGAAGAUUAUGUGAAUCGGCAGACAAAAUAUGGUGUAUCCAUUUUUUGUAAAAAUACCGAAUCCUUGGAAAACUUUUUGGAUAAUCCGGAUGCUAUAGAUUGGGACAUGCCGGUCAAUUUCCAUGCUAUACCACGGACGGAAAUAUUUGACAUCAUUCGCCGAAAAUGUCUUUCUGUUAAUCCCGAUUUACUGUGGGAUGGAAAUGAACAUUGUCAUGUAUUCCUUUUAUCACCGGACCAAAUUAAAACCACCACUCUUCCUCCGGGACUACAUUUGGGCGAACUCCGUGAGAGCCACCACGCUGACUACGUCCUGGACCGCUGGGACUUUACCGAGCCGGAGACCCGUCCGUAUGUCCACUAUUUACUAGCAACAGCCUCCGAUUUUCCCAACGCGGCCAUCUUCGAUAUGGACACGGGGCUACCGUGUGCUUUCCUCCUAUACACGUGCGACGGGGCCAUGGGCAUGGGCUGGGUCAGUCCCAAUUACCGCAACAAGGGCCUGUUCCAGAUCGUCAACUACGAACUGGCCCGGAAACUUUUUGCGCUCGGCCACAAAGUCGCAUGGACGUACGUGCGGGAAGAUAAUGAAGCCGCUGUACGAGCGUACCAGAAAAUGGGAGCGAAAAAGUGUGAUUUCCAGAUUGACUGGCUGGUGUCGCGGCCGCGCGGCGACACCGGCGAGCAUAAAGCGUUUGAUCGGCAUCGCAAAGUGGAGAAUAGUACGGGAGAUUUAGUGAAUACGACGUUAUAAUUUUCUUGAAUUACGAUAUUCUCUGUGUUUGUAGUUUUUACGUUAUGCCCGCAGUCAGACGAGAGAGGAACGAAACUAUUGAAACAUAAAGUGGUGAAUAAAAUGAGGACCCGAACCCUG